This is a messenger RNA of Podospora pseudopauciseta, 1369 nucleotides long. RefSeq lists its product as uncharacterized. Lineage: Eukaryota; Fungi; Ascomycota; Sordariomycetes; Sordariales; Podosporaceae. The record is from RefSeq and is a predicted model, not a curated record. The coding region runs from base 1 to 588 and encodes 195 amino acids. Gene Ontology annotation, biological process: endoplasmic reticulum to Golgi vesicle-mediated transport. Gene Ontology annotation, cellular component: nucleus; cytoplasm; TRAPP complex. The transcript has 2 exons.
AUGUCGACCACCCUCCCCUCAAUUGCCUGCUUGGGCGUAAUAGGUCGAAACAACAACCCCCUCCACAUCUCCAUCUUCAACUCCUACGACCCCUCCACCAACUUGUUCCGUCCAGUCCGCACGCCCCUCCAAUUCUCCCUACUGCUCUCCUCCACCCUCGACAUCUUUGAGCUCCGAUCCCGCGCCCACGCCGCCCAGGGAACCGGCCUAACAGGUGACUUCGGCCUGCUGCACGCGGUAGACGAGAAGCUGGCGGCCUAUGGCUUCGAGACCAACACGGGGGUGAAGUUUGUGGUCGUGGUGGACAUGAGAGGGAGGAGAGCGUCGACUGCUGCUGCUGGCGUGGGAGAGGAUGGGAAGAAGAGCAGCGCGGUGGGGACGACGGGGGUGGGACUGAGAGAAGGGGAGAUGAGGGUUGUGUUCAAGGCGAUGCAGGCGGCGUAUAUCCGGUUGAUGCAGAACCCUUUUUACGAUCCGGAUGAGCAUAGCCCGCUGACGGGGCCGGGGAAGAAGAUUACGAGUAGGAGGUUUGGGGAGGAGAUGAGGAAGAUUGGGGAGGGGUGGGUGCCGGGGGUGACGAGUUUGUGAUUUUGAGUAGCUACGGUGUGGGUGUGUGUGCUAAUGGGCGUUUGAAAAGGGGAUACCUGGUUGUUUUGGCGUUUUUUUUUAUCACAGCAUUUCUUCUUCCAACGAAACAGAGACAUUGUUCCUUUCAAGCAAGCGAAAACAGGGUUUAUAUUUACGGUUAGGAUAGGUACGAGAGGUAACCAAUCCAGAGAAGCCAACCAAAACGCCAAUCAUCAUCCCUAGUAUGUACAGGAACUUCAUCACCAGCAAAUCUCGUCACUCGAACGAAUUCGUCAGACUAAAUUCCUCAAACGGCAUUCCCUCCUCCCAAGCCUCCUCCCCUCCCUCGGGCCUCACAACUUUCGCCCACCCCGUCACCAACGCCCUCCAGUAACACGCCUCGGCCGCUUUGGAGAAAUACCCCCCUCCGACAAACAGCUCCCUCUGCCUGGUGGCGAUCCCCUCAGCAACCUCUGGGUUUUCUUCUAACCACCUCACCGUCUCCUCCAAAUCAGACCAGUCAGGCUUGACAAAAACAAUAUUCGCCUCCCUCGCGUCCACACCCGUCCCCCAAGCGCCCUUGACUCGUUCAGUCGUCUCCCACCUCUUGCCGGUCAACUCCCCACUGUAGACGGGUCUCACAAGAUGGGUGGUGUGCUGCAUCCAGAGAAUGGGGGGCGUCAAAACGACGCUCUGGCACAUUUGCAGAAAUUGAAACCGGCCCGAGUAGGCGAUUCCCUCGGUGUGGAUGACGUAUUUGUAGCGGCAAAAGUCCUGGAUGGGCAAGGCGUUGGUUGCGUUG